AUGGAAGACGACUGGAGCGAUUCAAGUUACAAUCCGCAAAGACUACCGAGGGCAACUUGGCGACCACAGCUUGCGGACCUGGACAGGCCCAACAGGUGGAUCGACACCGACCCAGACGUCGUAGGCAUCGGGAAUGACCGGCAGGUGAUCCACACAGCGGCUACUCCGCGUCCCAGAAAAGCGCGCCACCGGAUUCGAUCGCCCAACACAGUCUAUCUUGACGAGGCGUACCAGUCUGACGACCGCACCAAUGUCGUCAACUGGCGUCGGCCAAGAGAUUCGGCGCCGACGGAUAGUCACUCCGUUCGUACCCGACGCCUGUCGUUGGAGGAAGAGUACCAAACUGCCUGCAACCCCGAUCAGCCGGUCAACCUUCAUGUGCGGCUCCAACUGCCUAUCACUCUGGACCUCGACGAGGAGCUGGGCGAACUGGCGCGGCUCAGGCGGGUGGGUGACUUUAGAGCGGCAAAGAUGUUCUUCAGCGGGAGCACGUUGGCGGAGCACAUGGGCCACCCGUACGUGUUCGUUCAGUAUGCAGACCUCCUCCUGGCCAUGGAAGAUUACAAGGCCCUCAAGUCACUACAGCCUCCGCCAGGCUUUGGCGCCAGCAUAGAGGAGGACGGGAUCCGACGGGCUCGGCGGGAACAGGGGUUGAACACGGAUAAUUGUUUCAGCUGGUGGCGGGAUUCGGAUCCCUGGGAUGAGGAGAGCUUUCUACUUUGGAAUUGGAGGCUCAUCAGAGCUCUUGUGCUGAUCCACGUAGAGGAUUGCGUCUCGGCAGCUUCACGAGCUCUGCGUAGAGUAUUUUCGUACCUUCACUUUGGAGAUGCUUUGGGGUCGACAGAGGUGCAGAUUAUAGUCUUGUGUUUCAAGCUGUAUUUCAGUGUACUCAAGUCUCCCGCCCAUCAAAUUGGCCUGGAUUUACUGCGCACAAAACUCUUGGAAUGGGUGAAUUGGCAAUCCCUUUUCCAGAGUUUAUCAAGACAGAACCGACACUGGGACUGCUGCGACCUCAAGGCGGUUGACGCCAUAGCAUUCGGCUACAGACAAGAAUGGAACUGGCAACGAAACUUCCCGGGCAGCGACAGGUUCGACUUUGACUUUACCGGGCCCUGGGAGCAGCUCGGCCAAGACGAGUCCAGCCUGCUGGCAUGUCUCGACCAAACAACAUCCAUCGCCUUGGCGCUCUUCACCGCCAAGCCCCACGCCAUCCCGCACACCAAGCGGUCGUCAGACAUGGUGUCGCUGAUGGACAGCGCCGCCGAGCUGCUCAAGUGCCACUACCCUGCUGCCAUGAGGAGCCGGCCUUUCGUCCGGUGGCUGAUCCUGUCGUCCCAGGCCGCGGGGGAAAAGUCGGGCGACAUAAACAGCCUCGAGCAAAGGAAGUCCUGGUGGGGAAUAUUCCACAAUUUGACCCUAAGCCCCGGGUUUUUGCUAAUGGGCGCGAGGGUCGGCAUUAGCCUUCCCAUCUACGUCCCACGUGGCUGCGAAUCUCCAAAAUGGGAAACCUUGGAGCACCCGCCGCUGGUCAGCCAGGCGCUGCACCUUGCCCUGAACCUCGCCAGGGACAUGGACGACUACCCCACGCAGGUCAUCUGCUACAAGCUGCUCGCCCUCCGAUCCAAAGAGCCCCGACCGCUGCUGGAAAGCCUGUGCCGGCUGCAGGAAGCACACGGGGACCGCGUCGGGUACCUGAAGACGCUGCUGUCGAGCUACAUAGGCCUGGACGACGUGCGAGCCGAAAAGCGGCUGCUCGACAGGCUGACCGAUUUCCGGGACGCCCCCACCGUCGACGCGUACAAUCGCGCCGACAUCGAGGUGCACUGGGCCCACGACGUGAUUAAGCGCGCGCUGAGGCACAGGAUCGACGGCCGCCACAAUCAGGACAUGCUGGGUUGGUUGCACGCAGAUUACGUCUUGCUUCUGCCCAAGAACGCGGCCGAUUUUGCGGACGAGAUUCGUGCUGAGAGGGAUUCCCUGAUGCAGCACACGCCUGGCCAGCAUCGCCGUUCCUUCGCUCCUCGUCCUUAUUCUCCUCCCCCUGCUCCCAUGGAUGACACGAGUCUUGAAAGGAACACCUCUUCCCGACUUCAAAUCGAGCGUCAUCGGCGGGAGACGCAUGUUGCCAACGGCGGCGCGUCUUCUGGGGAGACCUUGUCGGAGAAGAAGGAAAGAUGGAGCAGGCAGUUGGCUCGGCUCAGGGCCACCAAGGAGCAAGAGAUGUUCGGGGCGGCGACGCCGAAAAAGGAAAACGACAACCCCUCGUCCAGCGACAGGCAAUCUCCCCGCAGCAUCACAUCACCAGACGACUCGGCUGACGAGGGCCCGGACGAUGAUGCGGCAAAAGAGCGUCAGGUCAUCUUGUGGAAAGGGGACUACAGAAAUCACGAGCAGUGGCUUGCGCUCAACAGAGCCGAGCUAGAUCCAGCGGAAUACUAUCGCAAAUGGGCGGCUGGGCGGAACCCGGAUGCCGCGCCGGAAACGUGGGGUUUGGAGCGCCGAUUGGGACGAGAGCGGGAGCGCCGUAACGAGGAAGGGGAGCCACGAUCGGACGAGGCCGGGGACGAGCUCUCGUCCAUAGAUUGGACCAGCCAUGAUAAUCGUCCAGACGAACGGGCCGGUCCCGAUGAAUGGGAUCACAGGUGGAAAAAUGACCAGGAUUCGCGGCCACGCAACAAUCCCGAGAGCAACGACCACACGGACGCUCCCAAGAUCCCACACGUCAGCGUCGCACAGGAUUCUCCAGCAAUCACUCGCGGGGAAUUCACCGCAGAGCCAGCUGAGAUGGUGGUGGCGGCAGAAAGGGCUCCUUCGCCUUCGAAACGGCCCACGCCUCCUCGCCACGGGGAGCCACGACAGGCUUUGAAGCACCAGCCUGGCAAUCCCACGGCUGGCUCGGGAAUUCAACGCCGCAGCGCCCCAUCCAACGUCUCUGGCACGAGAUCUAGAAGCGCCCGAGUCGACUCCGGCUCGGACCUGGACGAGCUGCCGACGGUACGAAGGAGCCAAGACCACUAUCCUUACGUCUUCUCACCCCAUACUCUCCCGGGCAGCCUCCCCAACAAUCCCAGACGACACAGCUCGUACCUGGAACAAGACGCAGUCAGCAACGUCACGGACCCCACGCACAAGCGACAGUACGCAAGCUCAAGGGCCGUGCGCUGGGAGGACCACGAGCGGCGGAGGCAGAACGACCGCAUCGGGAACAGGGCGCCGUCGGUCGCGGCAUCCGAGGGGCCGCCCCGCACCGCCUUUGUAGAUUCUUCGGCGUCGCCGAUUGCAUCUUCGAGCAGGCAGUGCAACGGGGAGCCAGGCCGCCCGUGGCCGAUCGUCAUAUCGUUGCCAGGACCGAAGCCUCGCCGCGGGAGACCGAGCGUCACGAUUGCCGAUCCGCCGGUGGGGUCCGGCGCCGCGGUUGACCGAAGGCCCUCGCCGCCCGGUAUACAGCUGGAAGUGUGGGGCGAUAAAGUGAACAUAAUCGAGGAAAGACGGUAG
Molecule: messenger RNA, 3495 nt
Organism: Pyricularia pennisetigena
Lineage: Eukaryota; Fungi; Ascomycota; Sordariomycetes; Magnaporthales; Pyriculariaceae
Exons: 2
Coding region: 1-3495 (1164 amino acids)
Source: RefSeq, a predicted model, not a curated record